Labrus mixtus (cuckoo wrasse) is the source of this 5459-nucleotide messenger RNA. RefSeq names its product gamma-secretase activating protein (gene gsap). Gene Ontology annotation, cellular component: trans-Golgi network. The coding region runs from base 237 to 2855 and encodes 872 amino acids. Gene Ontology annotation, biological process: positive regulation of amyloid-beta formation. The record is from RefSeq and is a predicted model, not a curated record. The transcript has 32 exons. Lineage: Eukaryota; Metazoa; Chordata; Actinopteri; Labriformes; Labridae.
GCAUGUCAAUAAAAAAUACAUUUCUCCAGUCAAGAAGAGGUUUGUCGAUCAUGUGAAUAGGUGCUGUACCGCUUUUACAUUUAGCCUACUCAAAGUUACUUUGUAGACUUUCGGUCACAUGAUGCCCAGCCUGAACAGUCACCAGCUGCCAGGUGCUGCCUCUUCGCAAGCAAACAAAACGCAUUUUAAAGAAGGGGUUCUUAUCUGAAAGAGAAAGGAUCCUGAAAACUUUAAACAUGCUGAAGUUCAAGCAAAAGUUCGACCUGCACAGAGAAGUGGAGAGUGACAUCCUCAGGAAGGAGGCGUCGGUCUGCAGGGUGAAAGAAUACUCUGGAGCGUUGGACAUUCGUAUCCUGAACAUUGAGAGAGACGGGGGCAUCCUUUACUCCUGGAAGGGGGCAACGGGGACAACAAGGAUCGGGAAAUUUGACUCCAACACUAAACAGAACAAGCUCCUGUACACAUUUGACAAGCAAGUGAGUGUCAGCAGCUGUUCCCUGAACAAGGAGGAGACGCUGUUAGCUGUCAGUUUGGCACAAAACACCAGAGGAGAGGAGCGCCUCAAACCAAUGUCCAAGUGUCUGACUCUUCUGAUUGAGAUCCAUCCCAUCAACAACACUAAAGUCCUCAAGGCUGUAGACUGCAGGGUCAAAGUGCAGUUCCUCAAUUCAGAAACUGACCGGAGAUCAGUGCUGGAGAGCCACCUGCUGCUGCUGACUGAGGACGGAUAUGUGGACCUCUACCAUGUUCUGCUGACAAAACAGGAGGGAUACAGGGUGGUGAUGGCCAAUCCAGAUCGUUUGAUCAAAACAGCAGAGCGGAUUGUGGAGGAUUUUAACUGGGUCCAGUGGGACGGACACACACAGAGACUCUACUAUCUUACUCAUAAUGUCAAGUUCCUCAUGCGAUGUGUUCAGUUUUACCCCAACCAUAACUGUGAGACUGUGUUGGAACUCCCAUUAGACCUGCCUGCUAAUCCUUUCUGCACAGUCAAGUUUGUGAAUCUGGGUUUUGACCAUUAUCACAUGGAGAAAGCAGAGCAGGAGCCUGUUAGGAUGGAAGUGUUCACAAAUAGAAUAGGAAGCAUGUGUGUAUGCUACAGCCAACCAGUCAAAGACAAACAGGAGGUGAUCUACACUGUGCUUUUGGUGCACAAAGACUGCAGCAGAGCCUUCAGAGUAUCUCUGGGCAGUGACCAGACACAGCAGAAAGCCACACAGUUCCAUCCACUCUUCAUUCCUAUAGGUUACUUCAUCCUGGUGUACCUGCAGGGUUAUUUCCUCCAUUGUAUCAACACCAGGCAGCAGGAGAUGCUCUGUCACUCCCUCUUUCUCUCAGGUCCUGAUGUUGAUUUGGGCCUGCAGUGUCAGUCAGCUAACAUCACAGUGUUGCAUGCAGAGGAAGAGUCUAACGGUAGUCUUUUGGACCUGGCUACUGGGAGGAUUCACUCUGCUGAGCUUUGCCCUGCAUACCUGCUGCAGAUACUGCGAGCAGACCCUCCUUCUAGGUGUCCCAGCAGCGAGAGCGAACCACAGCGCCUGGCCGCCCUCCACUGCCUGCUGGUUUACAUGGGAAACAACCCAAACCUGGAGCUGAAGAUCAUCGAAUGGCUCUGUGACAAUGUGAACCCGUUCGAGUCCUUUGAUCAGAUCCAGGAGUUCAUUCUGGCCUCUUUGUACAGGAUAAGCUAUGAGAAGUCUCUCAGCCUGGAUAAAGUCCUGCCUUACUCCUCUGUGUGCGACAAGAAGGAGAUACCAGUGUGUCUAUCAGAGGUCCCUGGUGUGUCAUGUACCAUCAAUUUACAUACUGAAUCUGUGUUCAAAGGGAAGGCCAGAAGUCUCCAGGGUUUCUGGUUAGAGCUGCAGUGGAACACAGAGAGGACAAAAUGUCUGGAUGCUGGGCCUAACCCCAGAUACAGAACGUCUCACAUACGAGGCGACUGGGACGAACUGAGGUCGGAGAGGAAACCAUCCAGCCACAUGACUCACAUGCAGGAGAACACAAAAAAAGUUCUAUCAACGGUGGACACCUGGUGUCUGGAUAAGAAGCUGGUGCCACUCUUCCAGGAGGAGGACCAACAACAGAGGGCGCUCAUAGGCCUGACGGUUGACAAGCUCCGCGAGCAUCUGAACAGACACCUGCCUCGACUGGGGAAGAAGAAGAUUGACUCGCUCGUUGUCAACUACGUCGCCAAACUGCUGGAGCUCAUCAGACACAUGCUGGAGUCAGUCUGGCUCAAGUGUAAACUUGGCCCGUGUGUUUUGUGCCUUUCCAGCACGCAGCAGGGUAGUCCGGCUGAGUGGUCUGUGUUUCACUUCAUGUUUCGGAUCUUGGAAGCCACGAGGGGUCUCUGCCUGCCCCUCCCACCUGGCUAUCACACCCUGUUAUCAGUGUUUGCGGUCCGUGUGCUUCCUCAUCACACCUUCCUACAGUACAUUGACCACGGUGUGCUGCAGCUCACUGAAACCUUUCUGUCUCGGCUCAUGACAGAUUUGGACAACAGCGAUGCCAACGAGAGACUGAAGUUCAGCGUACUUAAAAGGCUCCCUGAGCCUGUGGAGCAGAGGAUCUACCAUAUGUGGGACCAUCCUGUCAGUUCAGCUUCAAUCUCCAGAAAUUAUGUCAGGACUCUGCUGGAGAAGCACAACAAAAACAAGGGAUUUGCAUUCACCAGCAGAGACAAGCCGGGCUUCACACCCGAGUUUCUGCCUCUUACCUACCUGACAAAGGUACUCUCUGAUAUAGAAGAUCAAGCUCUGAACCCUUUUGAGGAGCAGGAGAACAUUGAUGCUCGGUUCGUGGAGGAGACGGCUCUGAAGCAAACAUUAAUACUGCUGGGCUAUGAGGAAAAAUAAAGGAUGCGGGGGGGGGGGGGGGGGGAGGAGUGAGUGGAAGGGCAGAGCGAGACGGCAGCGGAUGGAUGGAUUGAAGGGGAAACAGAUGAGGGGGAAAAUGUGUUUCAGAGAACAGUCAUCAUCGACUGACUGGGCCUUGAGGACAAGUAACGGAUGGGUGGAUGAUGGAGGGAUGGAGGGCGAGAAAUGAGAGAUGCGUGGAGAGAUUGAGAGGCAGAGCGCUUAUAAACAAGCUCUCACUGGCUGACAAAUUAGGGUGGGGCAGAGGGGGAGAUGGAUGGAGACGCCCUGGAAGGAAAGAUGGAGGAGAGGAUGAAGAGCUUUUUUUCCCCCCACUUCUAUUUUUUAACACUGAGGAUGCUGGGACAUGAGAAGAACCGUUUUUUCCCACACAAACAAUAAUGUACAAAAGGAACCAAAACUUCGAGGACAAUAGGGGCCAGUUAAAACGCAAUUUAAUUACAUUUAGAGGGACAUACUCUUUCAAAUUCCUGUUGAAAAUCUAUAACCGCAGGCAGCUUUUCAUAUGAACUCAUAAAUCUGGGGAUGCAACAAUCGCGUCCCGUUCCUCUGCAACUUUCUCUCAUACAAUUUAUGAACACGAAUGUCAAAAACUGCAAACACACUUUAUAAAUCAUACGCACUUGUUUAUCCUCCUCAUGCGGCUGCACCCCAUCAACUUGAUUACAUGCUGACAAAAGCUUCACAAACACACGGCAGCUUGAUUUGGUCGGUCGCCGGCUGCUGUGCAUUAAAUCGGAUUUCAACACUGAGUUACGCAGAAUCAUUGCGGCUCUAUAACUCAGUGGCACUUGAAGGACUCAAAAUUAAAACCCCAAGGAGAUAUAAGAAAGAUAAAGCACAGACUUGAAUAGACUCAUUACUCUUGAUUUGAAAUACAACCUGUCUUUAACUUUUUUUUUUUCUUCCCAAAACUAAUUGUCAAAUUUAUGUAAAGCUUUUAAGACGACUGAGAUUUAGAAACUCAAUAUCAGGGAUGUGUCUAAAGCCUGGCUCACACUGUGCCAUUUCCCCCCCGAUUGUAUAAAAGUUGGCGUGGCAUGUCAGCUCACACUGUACGACCCGAUUGUGGAGCACUGCCGGAGAGCUCACACUGUACGAGUGAAAUCGAGACGGAGCGUUGGCAAUUCUUCAUAAAGUUUCAUUUGAAAACUUCAACAGACGGCGGUUGGUGAAAGAAAAGGAAGUGGAAGUUGUUGCAGGAUAGAUGAAAGUAGAUACAAUCGUAGAUAUAUGGAUACAAGUUUCCGAAAAGUGCUGCACUGAUGAUCUGUACCGAAAACUCAAAAAAAAAAAAAAAAAAAGAAGCCGGGUAGCGGGCUGCUGCUGGUCGCCAUGACUACAUUCCUCCCUUGUCUCUCGUGAUUAUAUUGUGGUCACACAACUUCAGCCGGACCCUUUUCAUGACGUAAUUGUCAAGAUUUUAAAUUCUAAAUAUCAAACAUGUUUGAAAUAAAUCGCCCGACGAUCGCCGGGCAGAUCGGGGACGUUAAGAUUGGAUCUUUGUACCGCUCGCACUACAAGAUAAUCUGAGCAGAUAAUCGGUUCCGAGCAGCCUUGAGUCGGGAGCAACCCUGCGAUUUUCAGGAAGGAAGAAUCGGAGGUCAAAUUGGCCCGAUUAUCCUGCAGUGUGAGCCAGGCUUAGGAUAUGUAAGAGAAACACUUAUUGUUGCCUCUUGUUGAGAGGACAAGACGGGCUCAUUUGAAGAUAUUGCUGCUGCUGCUGCUGCUGGUUAGACACUUAUGUUUCAGUACAAAUGUAUCGCUGUCUGACUGUAUCACAAAACCCUUCUCUAAACUCUUCUCAUUAGCGUCAUAUGUACAACAGCAAGCAAACACAAACGUUUGGCUGACUUUACUACAUUUUCAUUACACUGACAGUGUUCAACUCACAAAAGACAAAAUAACACAUUACUUAUACAAAUCACAUGUUUAAUCUGUAAAAAAAUGAAAGUGUUUUGCUACAUUUCAUACACUCUGGGUUUGACUCCGACUGCCGGAGGAUAAAGACCUUUAGCCUAUGACGGCUAAUGUUAGCUAACGUUAGCCCAUACCCUGGGCUGAAUUUGUUACAACAGAAAAAUAUAAUACCCAGUUUAUUACAUGUAAGUUGGUACAACAUGGGCAAGCAGACUUUAAUAUCUUUAAAGUGACUUUCUUUAUAUAGCAGAGAGCAAAAAACAGUCCUCAAAGGAGUUUAUAAAACACCAGAUACAGAAAAGACGAAACAAACUGAAUAAAUAAGAAAAUAGAAACAACUCGGCCAUUACUCGGCCUGCACGCUCUCACACACAAUGAAACAUCUGGUGUGAAUAAAGUUGGUGGCGAUGUUUGUGUGUGUGUGUGUGUGUGUGUGUGUGUGUGUGUGUGUGUGUGUGUGUGUGUCAUUUGUUCAGAAUUCUUUACGCAAUGUCCGAGAGUGUUGGCACCCUGCGAGACUAAAUACCAGAGAUUAUUUACAUCUCAUGUUCAAACUAUUGCAAAGCAUUCCUCUGCAAAAAAAAAGGGAUUUUAUAAUCACAUAUGUUUACACGUUAAUAGUUUUGUAAAAUGGAUUGUAAAUAAAGAGAUUUUUGCAACAAG